Messenger RNA from Erigeron canadensis, 655 nucleotides. RefSeq lists its product as uncharacterized. The transcript has 2 exons. Gene Ontology annotation, molecular function: electron transfer activity. The record is from RefSeq and is a predicted model, not a curated record. The coding region runs from base 61 to 585 and encodes 174 amino acids. Lineage: Eukaryota; Viridiplantae; Streptophyta; Magnoliopsida; Asterales; Asteraceae.
AUUUUCUUACCUUCAAUCAAGCCCUUUCAAUUAUAUUUGAUAAAGCUCAAAGUGAAGCCAAUGGCUUUGACCAUGGGCACACAAGUGCUUCUUUUAGUGACCAUAACUGCUGCUAUAUUGGUUGUUGGAUCGAGUAAUGCAAACUUGCAAAGGGGUCCCCAAAAUUGGAACUUCAUGGGGAACUAUACUAACGAGCCGUUUAGAAAACCCAACCAUGUUCAGGAGUCUAGACGAAUUAUUGUUGGUGGAUCUGAUAAUUGGCGUUUUGGCUUCAAUUACACCGAAUGGGCUAGGACAAAUGCCCCAUUCUUCUUCAACGACACUCUAGUGUUCAAAUUUGAUCCACCUAGCGAGAGCAAUAUACAUCCCCAUAGCAUUUAUCUGCUACCAAAUCUAUGGAGCUUUUUGAGGUGCGACUUAAGAUGGGCGAAACUUGUGGCAAACACGUCGCAAGGUGGAGGAGAAGGGUUUGAAUUUGUGCUCAACAAAUGGAAACCAUACUACUUUGCUUGUGGUGAAAGCAAUGGUUUUCAUUGCCAAUCUGGAAUGAAGUUCUUUGUGAUGCCAACGUUUCGUUGGUCAUAGUAAACCCCAUCGAUUAUGGAAAUAAGAAUAAAUCAAGUGAACAUUUCUGCUUAGAUCUUCAGAUUAAAUG